AUGUUUACUGGAGUACGUUGACGUCUAGCUUAAUGACAACACGGCAGAUUGGUGCGGGUUUCGUCUUUUUCCACUCAUCUAUAAAAUGAAUUAAAUUUGAAGUGUUGAACAAAAACCAUCGACAACAAUUGUGCUAAAUCCACCUGUGUAAAUAAGUGCCAACCUGUGCGUUUAACUUACGUCUCCAGGAAGCGUUUCAUGCGCUAAUUUAGCAAGACACUUGCUGCCGCCGACGACGCUCCCAAGAAAUUCUUUAGCCUUAAGCAUUCGCAUCACAAGAGUCGUCAGCCAGCUGGAGCGGGAAGCGAGAGAGCUUUGCCUAACGAUAAUACCACGUAUGCAAACAAAACAAUAAAACAAAAAAUAAAAUUAAGCGUAGCUUAUCUCUUUGGCAAGAUGAUUCCGCUAACGCACAAGGAUCGAAGCAAUUUUGGCUACCGUAUCAAGGAGAACUUAAACAGCUGGAAGCGUCUCAUAUUCUCCGAUCGCAAUUCCCGCAAUUUGUUUCUUUUCCUAUUGCUCAAUUUGAGUUUUGCUUUCGUUGAGCUGUUUUAUGGCAUUUUGACAAACAGCUUAGGCCUCAUCUCCGAUUCGUUUCACAUGUUCUUCGACUGCACGGGUCUUUUAGCUGGUCUGGCUGCGUCAGUGAUAACAAAGUGGAAGGCCAAUGAUAAGUUCUCUUAUGGCUAUGUGCGAGCUGAGGUAUUGGCGGGCUUUGUGAAUAGCUUGUUUUUGCUCUUCAUUGCCUUCUUCAUACUGUCGGAGGGCGUAGAGAGACUAAUCGAACCGCCAGAAGUGAAGCACGAACGGUUAUUUGUCGUAUCCGUGCUUGGUCUACUCGUCAAUCUCGUUGGCAUAUACGCCUUUAAUCACGGGGGUCAUGGUCACUCCCAUGGCGGAGGUGGUGGUCAUGGACAUGGGCAUUCUCAUGGCGGCGGCGGUUCCAGUCAUGGACACUCUCAUAACCACAAUGAACUCAACAAUCACAACCAUCAAGCGAUUUCAUUGGAUAAUGGACAUGGUCAUUCACACGAUCACAGCGGGAGCAGCAGCAGCCAUGGACACUCCCAUGAUUUAAGUGGAAGCGGCAGCAAUUCGCAGAUAAUGCGUGGUGUCUUCCUUCACAUUCUGGCCGACACCCUUGGCUCCGUGGGCGUCAUUAUAUCGGCAGUGCUAAUGCAAAUGUUUGGAUGGAUGAUCGCGGAUCCGAUUUGUUCAAUUUUCAUCGCAAUUUUAAUAGCUCUAAGUGUGCUAAGUUUAAUUAAGGAAUCCAUACUAAUCCUUAUGCAGCGUCAGCCCAGCACAUUGGACCGAUCGCUGUUGCAGUGCUACCAGAAAGUGACUGGCUUGGCUGGUGUUUAUUCCGUGCAGGAGCCGCACUUUUGGACCCUCUGUUCAGAUGUCUUUGUGGGUGCCAUCAAGCUUGAGGUGUCGAAGAAUGUUGAUCCCACAUAUGUGGUGACGCAUACGCGAAUGAUCUUUGAGUCUGUUGGUGUCAAGCAAAUCUAUGUACAGCUCGAUUAUGUGUGAUUAACGAAGAUCUAAACAUUAUGCCUAAUAACACCUAAUAUAUAUAUAUAUAUAUAUAUAUAUAUAUAUGUUUGAUCACUAUGUAUAUUGAGCAGCGUGUUGUGUAUGUAGUAUGUAACGAUGAGUGUUUUUUACCUAAAUUUUAGUUAAUUAAGCUGAAUGCAAUGCGCGAUAAAAUUGAAUCAAAAGAGCGGACUGUAAAGUAUAAUCUAAUCGUACCGAUAAGCUUGUCGAAAGUUUUGUUAAUUUAUUUUUUGUAAAUUGUUAAUACAAUUCAUUCCAAACAUACAUAUAACAUAUAUCAAAGCCUAUCACAACUUAGUGCAACAUUGCAGCUGUUGCUGUUUCCAUAUACAAACUUAGUGUAAUUGUAAUAUAUAAGUGUAAAAUUUUACAUUGAAAAUAGUACACACAAUUAUCUGAGAAGUCCUUUUUUUUAAACAUAGACAGAACAAACUAACACUUAAAUCAUUUGACUGAAAAAAAUAAUUUAAAGACUCAUUCUAUUUUGCUUAAAUGGGAGUCUAAAAACAAAAUGCAAUUAUAAACAAUUGUGCCGCAUCAAAAUUAUGAACGAAAUAAAACGAAAUUGUUAAUAUAUUUUAUAAAAAAAAAAAUGUACCAAUUAAUGAACUUCGCGCAUGUUUUCCUUUUUAUGCU
Drosophila nasuta is the source of this 2190-nucleotide messenger RNA. It is a transcript of the gene ZnT86D, whose product is annotated as solute carrier family 30 member 7. NCBI's taxonomy places the organism in Eukaryota, Metazoa, Arthropoda, Insecta, Diptera, Drosophilidae. Bases 397 to 1530 code for a protein of 377 amino acids. Gene Ontology annotation, biological process: zinc ion import into Golgi lumen; intracellular zinc ion homeostasis. The record is from RefSeq and is a predicted model, not a curated record. The transcript is spliced from 4 exons. Gene Ontology annotation, molecular function: zinc ion transmembrane transporter activity. Gene Ontology annotation, cellular component: cytoplasmic vesicle; membrane; Golgi apparatus.